Eurytemora carolleeae is the source of this 3143-nucleotide messenger RNA. RefSeq lists its product as uncharacterized. The record is from RefSeq and is a predicted model, not a curated record. Bases 28 to 1668 code for a protein of 546 amino acids. Lineage: Eukaryota; Metazoa; Arthropoda; Copepoda; Calanoida; Temoridae. Gene Ontology annotation, biological process: DNA integration. Gene Ontology annotation, molecular function: nucleic acid binding. The transcript is spliced from 2 exons.
GCACAUGCACAUGCAGGAGUGGUAAAAAUGUCGAGUCUCCUUGCACCCUUCUACUUUCCCAGAAAAUUACAUAAAAUCAAACACCUCUGUUCCAGAUGCUUUCCAUGUGCAUUAACCAACCCUCAAACCAGAAAACACCUUAUGGGAAGCUUCCCUUUACCUUCUUAUAUAUAUGAAACAGUUGUAGCUGAUCUAGCAGAAUCCUUACCACCGUCAAAUGGUUAUGCACACAUCCUCAUAAUGGCAUGCCCACUUACUAACUUUAUCACCUGUUUUCCGCUUAAAAAUAAAACAGCCACUACGGUUGCCUUUCAUUUCCAGUAUGGAAUCUUUCAAAAUCAUAGAGUGAAAUAUUUUCUAGCAGAUAAUGGUCCUUGCUUCAUAGAGAAAAAUUUUCUGGCCCUACUUCAUACGCUCAGAGUACAACGUGUUCAAAUCAGUUCCCUUCAUCCCCAAGCCAAUGGAAAGGCUGAAAGUUCGCUUAAAACCUUGAAAUAUCUGUUGAAAAAGACACUUUCUCAUUUUCCUGACGCCCCGUGGACCAAUCUACUGCCCAUUUUGGUUAAACAGUUAAACUGUACUCCAUACCCUUCUACCGGUUUCUCCCCAUUAUCCUUGUUACAUGGUCAAAACUCCCCAUCUGCGGAUUCUCCAUUUCAGGAACCAACCUCAUCAAAGGUCUACCCAUUAUUACAAAAUUUUAAAACGCAAAUGACUGAUAAAAUGAUAGAAACGGAUCAAAUCACGUCUUUUAUUAGAAAAGAAAUUCAACUCCGAAAAGCAGAACUGCAACAAAAAAUUAACAAAACCCAUAGCUCUACACCCUACAAUGUUGGAGAUUAUAUAUUUGUGAAAGAUCGCUCCAUUAUUCCCGGUGUUAAUCCUUCGUUAAGACCUACCUAUAGUGAUGACCCUCACAUCAUCAUUAAUGAUCGUCCCACUACUUUAGUCACCCAACGUUUAUGUGACACUUUUAAAGGUGUCUAUGCAAAAGAUGAUGAUAAAAAAUACAACCGCCUAGAUGCUAGUUUUUCUCAUCUUCUCUCUGAGGUCUGUAAUGUUCUAAUAAAUAAAUUUGCUGACCUGGAUAAAUUAGAUUCGACUAUUAUCCAAAAACAUGCUGAAAUCCCGAUUUCACAAGGUCUUGACCUACACCCUGAUAUAUUUCAUUUACCUCCUCAUGAUACUUUAGAUUCUCAACACAAUACCUUACCCGCUCUAUCUUUCCCAACAAAUCAGUCCGAUGCCACCACUUUUGAUAAUAAAGCUACAACUCCCACUGAUGCCACCACUUUUAAUAUAAAACCUAAAAAUCUCACCAAUGCCACCGCUUUUAAUACAAACGCUGGAAAUCUCACUGAUGCCACCACUUUUGAUGCAGAACCUACAAAUCUUACCGAUGCCACCACUUUUGUAGAAAAUGUCAACAUUUCACCUAAUCAUCAACCAUUGCAAACUUUGUCUCAAGAUAAAAAUGCUAUUACCUCUUCACUCUAUAUACCUACUUCUCUCCCCUCUAAAGUUUCCAAAUCACCUGUUCCUCAACCUGAUUAUAUGAUAUCUCAUACUCAUCAAUAUAGAACCCGAGCCCGAGCCGUAUCAAACCCCACGUCAGAUAGUUCAGACAGUUCAGACAAUGAAGACUUACCUCUUAAAACACAGGCUUGAUCUCUUUCAGUACUUCCUUCCAAUAAUUACUGUUUUCUCACACCCGCACACUUACACUGAGAAAUCUUAAUGUAACUCAGAUUUCAUUUCAAUCAACUAUGAGAGGUAAUUUCUAUCCUAGUUACUCUGAUUUUUAAAACCCGCAAAUAUAUACCCAUCCAUCCUACCCCAUUUUUUGGGCACUCUUUAAACAUUUCAAAUAUUCCCUACCAAACAUAUACAACAUAUAGAGCCUUUGACAAUUCAUUAAUUUAUUUCUUAUGUUCUCACUCACAACCUCAAUGCUCUGAAUGACUUAUAAAUGAUUCCUGUAUCUCAGGAUUAAAUAGUAAACAUUUUAAUUGUGCUAAUUUAAUUUGUAGAUUUUUUUUGAAAAAUUGAGAUCCCUGUUCUGACGCCCAAGGGUAUACUAGUCCCGGCUUCCUGUCAAAUAGAAGUUCUUUCUAUACUUCCUCAAGAACAACUUUCUCCGCCCCUGCUCUAGCAAAGGUCCUUCCCUCAUUCGCAUUGUUUCUAAGCUCACUGAAUUUUACCCCUUCUUCUUUUAUAAUCCUUGCCGUGUUCCCAACCUAGUCGGAUCUCCCAGGUCUAUCAUAUCCGCCUCCCUUCGCCGAACCUGCAAACCUCCGCCGCCACUAGGAGUCCUAUAUAGUACAUCUCUGCGCCUUCACCCUCAUUUUCCUUUAAUAUCUGUACUUAUCCCUCCACCUUCUCACACACCUCUUCAGCUGCAUGAGCACCUUCUCCAAUACUCAGCUUUCAACCUGUAUCGUCUGCUCCAGUCUGCUCCGAGCCUGAUACCGCAACCUAAUAAGCUCCGCCUCAGCCGGAACAUUAUUUGCUUUAAUUAUCUACAUUUUUUUUGCAUUUCUUGCUCUUGUUACAUGCUUCCCAAUAAUUCAGUCUGAAUCUUUCCCGCCACUCCAGCUCAAUCUCCAACCUUCUCCAGUCCAGUUGCGUACUCCACCAUCUCCGUCAUGGUUUCUUUCACACUCUCCACUAUCAUCUACAUGUCCUGCUUUGUGACGCUGCUCACGACGGUGGUCACCACGCUCAAGGUUUGCUCUGCUGCUCCAGCCCUGUUCAGAACGCUCUGGUUCAAUGACCCCCCUCCUCAUUAUGCUCUGAAACACAUACUUUAUUACAGGAAAAUAUAAAAUUUAGAAAGAAUAUAUAUAUAUCACUAUUACAACUCUAAUAUCUUUGAAUAUACAAUCCAAAAUGAUUAAUUUAAUUUUCUUUAAAACUUGCAAACAGAAAAACUUUUUACUUUUCUUACACAAUGGCGAUUACAAUAACUUUAUCAUUUUACUUUUAGUUUGAGUAACAUUAAAUAAAGAAAAUAAACGAUGUAAUUGUAAAACAUACCUUCUCCCAUAUUACAAAUUACAUUUCUUUCCCAUUUAGUUACAAUACUACAUUUUCACGUUUAUCUUUCAAAUAUAUUUCUCACAAUUUUAUAUUGAAAAUGUCUG